AUGGAAGACGUUUCUAACACCCUCGCUAAACGCUCUCAACAGCCAGGAGAUCUUGAAAAAGAAUUUCCAAACGAUGCGAAAAGAUCAAAGAGCCAAGAGGAUCCGGCCAUUUCCAUUGAAGACGCGAGGAAGGAGGAACUUCGUUCCGAUGCCCAAAUUGUCAGGAACAUGGAAUGGGACACUUCUGGCUGUGCCCAUAAACUCGUCUCAAAAUGGGAGGCUGGAGAAGAAGGUCAAGAAGAAUUGAGAAAUCUUCGCCAAAAACUGGAGGACUUCAUCAAGAUCAUUGAUGACAAACAAAGGAGGAUGCAAGAACACCUGAAGAAAGUGGAUAAAGUUCAAAAACAGGACAAAGACCUUUCGAAUGAGGAGAACCAACCAGUCCAGGAGCCAGCUGCCAACAACGACAUCCCGGCGGAAAAGAUCACUCUGGCCAACAGUGACACUGUCAGAGAACUUACGGACACCAUCCAUGAGGACGUCGUUUUGGAUAUGUCUGCCAAGAAGCCCGAAAUUCCAUGCCUGGACAAAAAAGUCGUUGCUUCGUCAAGUUCGCAGAAGAACGGGAAGAACAAGAAGAACGAGGACACUCGUGAUGCCACCGAGACGGCCGCAGUCGAUUCUGAACACCAGACUGAGCAGCCUGAAGAUCUUCGUCUGGCCACAAAAAUUAUCACAGAGCCAGAAACUUCAAGUGCACAGAAGGUGCACACAGACAACAGAAGAUGCUACAAGUGCAGGGAAGGGAUGCGACUCUACGGACAAACAGUAUUCCAAUGCAUGGGCUACGCUUGCGAAGUUAAAAUCAUAGCAAAAGAAUAUUAUUAUCACUAUGAAAAGGGAGCACUGCCAGUGAAAGUAUGCGAAACAUGUUACAGAAGCGGAAAAACAUGUAACAAAAGAAAGGACAAAUUUGUCCUUAAACAGAACGACCGACAGCCAGUACCGUUUUACGAAUGCCGCUGUGGCCGAGUCGCGCACAAGUACUGCACUCACCCGGAGGACAACGUGGCCACCUUCCAGUGCGACCACUGUACAAAAGAAGUGAAGGCGUUGCCAUCCACUGCCGAUCUUCCAAAAAACGAGUUGACUAAAAAUCUGGAAGAGGAACUGUUGAGACGUAUGAGACGAUUCGAUGAAAAUGCCAUGUUCACUGUUAGUCAACAGUGUUAUAAGGAAAAUAUGUAUAUGAACAUCGACCAGCUUCCCGCCAAAAUCAAGGAGAACUUUACGACCGUCAAGAAGGUGAAGUAUGCUGUGAGAACAAUUUCUGUUUCUCAAAAAAUUGAAGAUGUUGACUGUUGCAUCGUUCAGUGGAUUAUACACGAAACAACGUCAGCGGACAAGAAUGGCCGAAAAUGGACCUUCCCUCAAUAUCUCGACAGCCUUCGUGUCUUCGAGGAGUCUGACGAUGGAAAUGGAAAGCCGGUGAAAGAUCCAAGGAACAAAGGCGGGGUUGUGGCUGCUAUAAUUUUGGAAGAAUACUUCAAUUUUAUGAAAUCGUUCGGGUACACAAGAGGCUUCUUGUUGGCACAAGUUCCAAAGCCUGGCACGGAGUACCUUUUCUUUAUGAGGCCAUCGUGGCAGGAGAAGGUGCAACUCACCCAAGAGAAUCUGUUGGGGUGGUACAACAAAACGUUUGGGGAAAUGAAGAAAAACGGAUCCAUCAUAGGAUACGAAGUUCUUCCAUCGAGCAACGUCCCAUCGACUAACGAUUCACCGACCAGCGUGGACCAAACGAGAGCUGACAAGGAGCCAAACAACUAUUUGAUUCAAAUAACGGAAGACGGAGGAAACAGACAGAUGAAUGGGACCGACAUUUUCAGUCCAAUGUCCGUAGAGAUUGCAAGUUCUCAGGACGCGUUCUAUGACAAUUUGUUCGAUCACAGUUUGGAGUUUUCUUCGCUCCGUUGGAUUCGGUACUCUACCGCCGUGCUUACGUUGAACGUUAAAAAUGCCGUUGCUGACGAUAAAAAGAAACGCGAGGCAUCAAUUCUAAAAAAAAUGAAAGAAAAUGCAAAGAAAGCGGCAAAGAAGUCUAAGCGCUCGAAAGUUCAAGAAUCGCAAGGAGCCGAAAAUCAAUUGGAAUAA
This is a messenger RNA of Caenorhabditis briggsae, 2091 nucleotides long. Gene Ontology annotation, cellular component: histone acetyltransferase complex; transcription regulator complex. The coding region runs from base 1 to 2091 and encodes 696 amino acids. Gene Ontology annotation, biological process: positive regulation of transcription by RNA polymerase II. Lineage: Eukaryota; Metazoa; Nematoda; Chromadorea; Rhabditida; Rhabditidae. The transcript has 7 exons. Gene Ontology annotation, molecular function: chromatin DNA binding; histone acetyltransferase activity; transcription coactivator activity. The record is from RefSeq and is a predicted model, not a curated record.